CGCUGGACCGAUUUUUUUUGAUCAAGCUUCCAUGGCUUGCUGUCGGCUGCUCAGUUGCUGGGAGAGACGUCAAGGCUUUGCUUUGCAGGAUAUUCACAAAUAAUCUGCAUCACCAACCCGGCCGUCCACCCACACCCAGUCCAGUGUUGAGUGGCUUGUUAUCUCACUUUUUUUUUUUUUGUUAUCGUCCCCUCCCAGUCUUGACCACCCGUAUCAUCUUUCUCCGGCUGAGCCCUUCACUAAGCGCUCCCUGCACCCAAAAGAGCCAUGGCUCCCACGAUUGCUUCAGGCCCCGCGGGGACCACUGUAACAGUGCCGGGCAAUUCAUCGCUGUGGGACCGCAUCUCCAACUGGGCCUCUGAGAACAAAGGCCUCGUCUAUACCAUUGCUGGUGUCGCCGUAGUGGUCACCGGUGCUGGUGUUGUUUACUAUAUCCGCAAGGGUCCUGAUGAAGAGUCUGUCCCAAAGCCCAGCAAGAAGGAGAGGCGGAAACGGAAACAGGCCGAGAAGGAAGCCGAGAAGGGCGCUGCCGCCGAGAAGCAAGCAGAAACCCCCAAGACCGCCACAGUAGAGACCGCCGAUGAGCUGCCAGAAAUUGACGAGGCCAGUGUCAUCGGCCUAUCCGAAUCCCAACGCAAGGAGUAUGCCGCUAAGCUUAAGGAGGCUGGUAACAAGGCCUACAACCAGAAGGAUUUCAACAAGGCCAUUGAGCUUUACUCGAAAGCCAUCCUUUGCAAGCCAGACCCAGUUUACUACUGCAACCGCGCUGCCUGCCACAACGCCCUGAGCGAAUGGGAAAAGGUUGUUGAGGACACCACCGCCGCUCUUGCCUUCGACAAUGAGUACAUCAAGGCCCUCAACCGCCGCUCGAAUGCUUACGACCACCUCGGCAAGUACAGUGAAGCUCUCCUCGACAUCACCGCCAGCUGUAUCAUCGAUGGUUUCAGGAACGAGCAGAGCGCGCAGGCCGUCGAGCGUCUUCUGAAGAAGUUUGCCGAGACCAAAGCGAAGGAAAUCCUCGAAACCAAGCCCGCCAGACUGCCCAGCGCGACCUUUGUGGGCAACUAUCUUCAAAGCUUCAGGGCCAAGCCAAGGCCAGCGGGGUUGGAGGAUGACGCCGAAUUGGACGAGGAGACUGGAAAGGGCCAGCUGCAAAAGGGUCUGAAGGCGAUGGAAAGCAAGAUUGCGCCAUCGUACGAGGAGGCUGCCGAGGCUUUCGAGAAGGCUCUGACUCUGGGAGACCUCGGUGAAUACGAGGCUUACGCUCACAACCUUCGCGGUACAUUCCAAUGCCUCAAAGGCAAGCAUCAGGAGGCUUUGGCCGAUCUGUCCAAGAGUAUCGAGCUUGAUCCCAGGCUCACCCAGAGUUAUAUCAAGCGGGCCAGCAUGAAUCUGGAGCUCGGUGCACCAGACAAGGCUGAGGAGGAUUUCGAAGCCGCCCUCGCCAAGAACCCAGAAGACCCGGAUAUUUACUACCACCGCGCCCAGCUUCAUUUCAUCAAGGGCGAGUUCGCCGAUGCGCAGAAGGAUUACCAAAAGUCGAUCGAUUUGGACCCCGAUUUCAUCUUCUCUCACAUUCAACUCGGUGUGACCCAGUACAAGCUCGGUUCCAUCGCUUCAUCCAUGGCGACCUUCAGGCGGUGCAUCAAGAACUUCCCCAAGAUCCCAGACGUCUACAACUACUAUGGUGAACUUCUCCUGGACCAGACCAAGUUCAGCGAAGCUAUCGAGAAAUUCGACACUGCCAUUGAGCUGGAAAAGGAGACCAAGCCCAUGUCGAUGAAUGUGCUGCCUUUGAUCAACAAGUCUCUUGCCCUCUUUCAAUGGAAGCAGGAUUUCAGCGAGGCUGAGAAGCUCUGCGAGAAGGCCCUCAUCAUUGACCCCGAGUGCGAUAUCGCGGUUGCCACCAUGGCACAAUUGCUUCUCCAACAGGGCCGCGUGACCGAGGCCCUCAAGUACUUUGAGCGUGCGGCUGAACUUGCCAGAACAGAGGGAGAGCUUGUCAGCGCCAUCUCAUAUGCCGAGGCCACAAGAACCCAGAUCCAAGUGCAGGAGAAGUAUCCCGACUUGGCUAGCAAGCUGUCGGGCAUGGGCGGCGGUGUGGUCCGAUAGAAGGCUGUGCGGGUAUGGGGAAGCCGGACAGGAGCACAGAUGCGAAGAAUGCUAUUUCGUUGGGUGGUGAUAUGACCGUCCUGCGAUCUCAAAAUUGAACCGUGAUGAAUGGUAUACCCCGUCAAAACGCGCGCCGCAACUGGAGUCUGAACCGUUUUUCCAAACAUGUAUCAUGAGCAGUCCAUGGUGUUUUUUGUAUUUUUCUUGUUCAUCUCAUACAUCUGUAUGACUGCAUGCUUGGGGAGAGGGGGUGGGUAAUAUCUGUGUACGAUGACGGGAGAGAAAGACUGGGGAAAGAAACAAACCAGCGGGUCGUCCCGCAACGAAAACCACGCCACUCUAUUACGCAACCCAUGGAGGAAUGAACAUCUCCUUUUUUCAUGGUCAUGAUUCUUGUUUUUAUUCUUGUUUGUCAUUUAGGUGUGGGAGGGUUU
Messenger RNA from Podospora pseudopauciseta, 2546 nucleotides. It is a transcript of the gene TOM70, whose product is annotated as TOM (translocase of outer membrane) complex component. Gene Ontology annotation, cellular component: mitochondrial outer membrane. Gene Ontology annotation, molecular function: protein binding; protein-transporting ATPase activity. The record is from RefSeq and is a predicted model, not a curated record. The transcript is spliced from 3 exons. Lineage: Eukaryota; Fungi; Ascomycota; Sordariomycetes; Sordariales; Podosporaceae. Gene Ontology annotation, biological process: protein import into mitochondrial matrix; protein insertion into mitochondrial inner membrane. The coding region runs from base 268 to 2112 and encodes 614 amino acids.